Molecule: messenger RNA, 4227 nt
Organism: Nelumbo nucifera (sacred lotus)
Lineage: Eukaryota; Viridiplantae; Streptophyta; Magnoliopsida; Proteales; Nelumbonaceae
Gene: CDC5
Product: cell division cycle 5
Biological process (GO): mRNA splicing, via spliceosome
Cellular component (GO): spliceosomal complex; Prp19 complex
Source: RefSeq, a predicted model, not a curated record
UUGUUUCCCCUUCCUAAUAAUUGUUUUUGUUAUGCACAGACAGACAGACAGACAGUGAGGGAGAACGAGAGAGGUAGAAGAGCUUUUGCAGAAGGGCAAGUUUAAACCCUAGUGAGAUAAAAGUUGCAGAAAGGAGGUUUAACCCUCCAGGGCGAGAGAAAAGAGAAGAGCGAGCUUCUUGUUUGCUAUAUAUUUUGUUUUAUUUUUAUUUUGAAGAUUUUCUACUUGCGAAAUGAGGAUUUCAAAACCCUAGUUUGGGAAGGUAAUAAGAGAAAUUGAAUGGUUUUUUUCUUGUUCAGCUUCGAUUUCACUGUAGUGAGUCGAGACAGGGAAUUGAGUCCUCUAAGUAACCUUAAACCCUAGAGUAUUUAGUGGAGCAAAACAACCAAAAGUCAAGAUGAGGAUUAUGAUAAAGGGUGGUGUUUGGAAGAACACCGAAGAUGAGAUCCUUAAAGCGGCUGUUAUGAAAUAUGGGAAGAAUCAAUGGGCUCGAAUAUCUUCCCUUCUGGUCCGCAAGUCUGCGAAGCAGUGCAAGGCUCGAUGGUACGAGUGGCUCGAUCCAUCCAUAAAAAAGACCGAGUGGACCAGAGAAGAAGAUGAGAAACUGCUUCAUCUUGCUAAACUCAUGCCCACACAAUGGAGAACAAUUGCUCCCAUUGUGGGCCGUACUCCAUCUCAGUGCCUUGAGCGUUAUGAGAAACUACUUGAUGCGGCAUGUGUCAAGGAUGAAAACUAUGAACCCAGUGAUGACCCACGGAAAUUGCGCCCUGGAGAAAUUGACCCGAACCCAGAGUCCAAGCCUGCACGUCCAGAUCCUGUAGAUAUGGAUGAGGAUGAAAAGGAAAUGCUGUCUGAAGCACGGGCUCGAUUAGCUAACACAAGGGGAAAGAAGGCAAAGAGGAAAGCCAGAGAGAAACAACUUGAAGAAGCCAGGAGGCUUGCAUCUUUACAGAAACGGAGAGAAUUAAAGGCUGCUGGGAUUGAGACUAGACAAAGGAAGAGGAAAAGGAAGGGGAUAGACUACAACGCAGAGAUCCCCUUUGAGAAGAAGCCACCGCCUGGUUUUUUUGAUGUUACUGAUGAGGAGAGAGCAGUAGAGCAGCCCAAGUUCCCAACUACCAUUGAAGAACUUGAAGGGAAAAGGAGGGUUGAUAUUGAGGCUCAAUUGAGAAAGCAGGAUAUUGCAAAGAACAAAAUUGCACAACGGCAGGAUGCUCCAUCAUCUAUAUUGCAAGUCAACAGACUGAAUGAUCCAGAAACAGUUAGAAAGAGAUCAAAGCUGAUGCUUCCUGCACCACAGAUUUCAGACCACGAAUUGGAAGAAAUUGCAAAGAUGGGUUAUGCCAGUGAUCUUCUUGCAGGGAAUGAAGAGAUUGCAGAAGGCAGUGGUGCAACACGUGCACUUCUUGCAAAUUAUUCUCAGACUCCACGUCAGGGGAUGACACCAAUGCGGACUCCACAAAGAACACCUAGUGGGAAAGGAGAUGCUAUUAUGAUGGAAGCUGAAAACCUUGCAAGACUCAGAGAGUCACAGACACCAUUAUUAGGUGGGGAGAAUCCCGAAUUGCAUCCAUCAGAUUUUUCAGGGGUUACACCGAAGAAAAGGGAUAUCCAGACACCAAAUCCUAUGGCUACUCCUUUGUCAACUCCUGGACCCAUGGGUCUUACUCCAAGAAUUGGCAUGACACCAUCAAGAGAUGGAUAUUCUUUUGGUAUGACUCCAAAAGGAACACCUAUCAGAGAUGAGCUUCACAUAAACGAAGAUAUGGAUGUGARUGAUAAUGCAAAGCUUGAACAACGUAGACAGGCGGAGUUAAGAAGGAACUUGCGGUCUGGUUUAAGCAAUCUUCCACAGCCUAAGAACGAGUAUCAGAUAGUUGUUCAACCUGUUCCAGAGGAAAAUGAAGAGCCAGAGGAUAAGAUUGAAGAGGAUAUGUCAGAUAGAAUAGCUAGAGAAAAGGCUGAGGAAGAAGCAAGACAGCAAGCAUUGCUUCGAAAGAGAUCAAAAGUCUUGCAGAGGGAACUUCCUAGGCCUCCUGCUGCUUCAUUGGACCUUAUUAGGAAGUCUUUAAUGAGAUCUGAUGAAGACAAGAGUUCAUUUGUUCCUCCUACUUUAAUUGAGCAGGCUGAUGAAAUGAUAAGAAAGGAACUCCUAGUUUUGUUAGAGCAUGAUAAUGCCAAGUAUCCACUUGAUGUAGAGAAAGAGAAGAAGAAAGGAGCCAAGCGUGGAAAAUCUUCCAUUGCAGUCCCUGAAAUAGAAGAUUUAGAAGAAACUGAACUGAAAGAGGCUGAUUCUAUGAUACAGGAAGAGGUUCAGUUUCUUCGAGUGGCAAUGGGGCAUGAGGAUGAAUCAUUUGAGGAGUUUGUUGAAGCACAUAGAACAUGUCUAAAGGAUCUCAUGUAUUUCCCUACUCGCAAUGCUUAUGGUCUCUCUAGCGUUGCUGGGAAUAUGGAGAAGCUUGCAGCCAUGCAGAAUGAAUUUGAGAAUGUGAAAAAGAGGAUGGAUGAUGAAGCUAAGAAGGCACAACGCCUUGAGCAGAAGAUAAAGCUUCUCACGCAUGGAUAUCAGAUGCGUGCUGGGAAGCUUUGGUCACAAAUUGAGGAAACCUACAACAAGAUGGAUACUGCUGGAACAGAACUUGAGUGCUUCCAAGCUUUGCAAAAACAGGAGCAGAUGGCAGCAUCACACAGGAUCAACUGUCUUUUGCAGGAAGUGAAUAAGCAGCAGGAGCUUGAACAAAAUCUUCAAAGGCGCUAUGGGAAUUUAAUAGCCGAGCAGGAUAGAAUUCAGAGGCUUGUGGAUGAGUACAGACUGCAAGCACAAGUAGAGGAAGAACUUGCUGCAAAGAAACGAGCAGAGGAAGAAAUUGCAGCGAGGAAAUGUGCCGAGGAGGAAAUUGCAGCGAGGAAAUGUGCCGAGGAGGAAAUUGCAGCAAAGCUUUGUGAAGAGGAAGAAAUUGCAGCAAAGAAACGUGAGGAAGAAAUUGCAGCGAAGCUUUGUGAAGAGGAAGAAGUUGCUGAAAAGAAACAAGCAGAGGAAGAAACUGGAGCCAUCACUUAUGAAGAAGCAGUGAAGAAAUGUUCUCUCGAGUUAGAAUUUGCCACCAAUCAAACUGACAUGCAAAGCACAGAAUCUGUUGAACCUGUAGCCUCAGAACUUGGGGUUUCUGUACCAAAUAAUUUGCAUGGUGAAGCUGCAACAGAGCAAAUAGAUGCUUCCCAACACGAAGAAACUCAUACAAGCCCUGAGCACAUGGAUGUUGAUGGGCAGCCAGGGUCAGCUACAACCGGGAUUUCUGCUUCUGAGGGAGAACAGACAGCAUCCGCAGGUCAUGUGCCAAGUGAUCCUCGCCAGUUCAGUGGGGAUGGAAACAACCCAAGUGAUGUUUUGGUCCAAGGUGAUGGAGGUAAAGUUGCCACUGAUAAUGAUGAUUCCCAUUCCAUUUCAGUUGCAGAUGGGAUGGAGAUGAUGGUCGACUCUGGGAGCCAUACUGCUGAUGAUGCGGGGAAGGGUCUUGAUAUUGUGAAGGAUAUUAAUGAUGUACCUUGUAAUGGUCUGGAGAAAGUUCCCGUUGAUGGGCCAACUUCCCUGGAAACUGGGAACAAUCCAGAUGAUAAUUUGAGCGAACCAGCCAACAGCUUCCAGCAUGAUGAUGGGGAUAACGAGCCGGUUUCGUGCAUUGAAAUUAAUAUGGAUGGGAAUGAUGUGGAACCGGUUACAAUUAGUGGUGCGGACAGUAAGGAGUCCGUGCCCACUCCGGAUGGAGAUGCUGAACCAGUGGCUAAUAUUAACGAGUCUGAAGGUGCAAUUGCAAAGCCAGAUGGGGAGUGAUGAAGGAAUGGCGAAACCUGUGUCAAACAUUCUGAUGACGUUCCUGCCUUUCCUGGGAAUGGUGAAAUCAUCAAGCUGGAUUGAUUUGCAUUAUCUUUCGGAGGUCAUAAUGGUUUGUUGUCUGUCUGGUGGUUCCAGUAAUUUUUCCAUUUGGGUUUUGCAAAGGAUAUGUUACUUUUUUAUGUGGGGAACUGGUAUCUACUAUCUACAUAGCAUGGUCUCUUGCUUUUAAAAGGCAACAUCAGAGGAACAGAGGAAUCUUAAUAUUUUUGUUUACCAUGUAUUUGUAACGUCAUGAUUCAAAUGAGUUUGUGAUAACUGCGACUCAUCAGGAAAAGAAUGUUUGGUGGGGAAUUGGUUAAUUUUCCAUUUUAUAUGAACGAGAUUUCAUGUCA